AUGUCCGACAACUCCCCGCCUCAACCGCCUCCGCCAUCAUCGAGCUCCAACACCACUUCCAACAACACCAACGACCCGUCCACAAAUCAGACCACUUCUUGCUCUCUCAACGCAAACAACACCCAUAAUGAGGGCAUGACAUCCCGCCUCCAAAGCUCCGCCACAACCCUCGCCCAAAACCUCUUCACGUCUUCCCCAGCCGACAUAGCCAGAAACCUCCAACCGGGUGGUAGCAGCAGCACCAAAGCCGCUCCGCCGUCAGCAGCAGCGUCAGCAGCGCAGGCGUUCCAUGGGGAAAGGGCUGCACCGGGGAGUUCGUCUGCGAGUGGGGUAGAGGGGAGUCGGGGUGUUGGGGGGAGUUUUAGGAGCACGACAGAAACAGUGGCGGAGCAGGAUGGGUUGAUGGAGGAGGGGUUUGGAUUUCAGAAUGGAAAUGCGUAUCAGGAUGGGGUGUUAGAAUCGAGUGUGCCUUUCUACGAACAAGAUGCGGAUAUAAAAGGGAAGGGAAAGAGCAAAGCACCAGACCAAGACCACCAACCCUUUGAAAACACCUGGAACUCCAUUACAACAACAACAACCACCACUCAACCAUCCCAAGCCGCACACGCGCACGCACACGCCAACCCCCAAGACGGCUCCGAAGUCCUCACCCUCCUAACAUCCCCCUCCUUCAACCCUGACUUCCCCGACCCCACCACCACAACAACCACAUCCAACCCAGACUCAACCCUCAUCCCUAACGACCUCUCCGACCCAACCCCCUUCCCCCUCUCCGCCCAAGAAAUCCAAAUCCUCGAGUCCUUCCGCCGAACCCUCAGUCCAGACCCUACUCACGGACAAAACCAGCAGCGCAUAAACACCGCAAGUCUAAUCCCCGAAAUCGACAACUUCCUGUCCACCGUGCCACUGCAGACGCAAAAUGAUGCUACUGCGCUGCGCGAUGCGGUGUUGACAGGGUUGCCGGGGGCGGAGGAGUGGGUUAGUGUUGAGGAGAGGUAUCAGGAUGAGGUGUGGGGGUUUUUGAAGCCGGUGUUGGAGAAUGCGAGGAGGGAGAUGGAGGAGAGGGGUGAACAGGAGGGUAGGAAAGGGGAGGGGGAGGAUGGGCCGGCUGUGGCAAGGUUAAAGAUGAUUUUGAGGCAUAUGAGGGCGUAA
Aspergillus chevalieri is the source of this 1152-nucleotide messenger RNA. RefSeq lists its product as uncharacterized. The record is from RefSeq and is a predicted model, not a curated record. The transcript has a single exon. The coding region runs from base 1 to 1152 and encodes 383 amino acids. Lineage: Eukaryota; Fungi; Ascomycota; Eurotiomycetes; Eurotiales; Aspergillaceae.